AUGUCAAGUGAGGAUGAAGAGAAGGAAGUUGAAAACAAUAAUUUUCCAAAUGAUGACUCGAAAAUAGAAUCUGCUGUUCUACUAGAGGAUGUAUCUAGCUCAACUAGUACCGCUACUAAACGAAAAAGAAGCGGUCUUGACAUUCCUAUUGUUGCCAGCACUGCUGUUUUACCCACAUGGGUGGCCGGUACUUCACCAGCCAAAUUUGUAAGUAUGGAUGAAUUAAUGAAGAUGUCAGUAGCACUGGAAAAUAUGGCGUUAGUACAUGAAAUUGCGGUCAAUCCUGAAUUUGUAAUCGAGAGAAACUCAGCGAAUUUAGUAGAACAAGCGGUGGAAGAUUGCAUGAAAAAAGCUUACUGGGAUAAACUGCGUGAAGACCUUGCUCGGGUACCACCAGAUUACUCUUAUGCCCUGGUUUUGCUUGAUGAUAUCAAAAAGAUGAUAUUGGAUCUGCUGACGCGGCAGCAUGUUCGUUUGCGUUCUGAAAUAGAAUGCAUGCUGGAUAUUGACUUAUUAAGGCAGCAAGCUGAAAAUAAUUGCUUAGACGUACGUCAGUUAUUUGAAAAUAUUAUUGAACUCCUGAGCAGACUCUGUGCACCAGCAAGAGACAAAUUGGUGAAUGAUUUGCGCAAUAAGACAGAUAAUGUAGAUAUGUUGAGAGGCGUAUGUGAACUUUUGGAUUUAAUGAAACUGGAUAUGGCUAACUUUUUUGUUCAAGUUAAUCGCUCUAUUGUUGAGAAGCAUUCAUCCGAAUACGAGAGGACACAAUUUAUGAAGCUUCUGGACAAAAAUCCAGACCUGGAACUGUCAACGUUGGAAUGGUUGUGUAGACAUAUAA
Cercopithifilaria johnstoni is the source of this 838-nucleotide messenger RNA. Lineage: Eukaryota; Metazoa; Nematoda; Chromadorea; Rhabditida; Onchocercidae. The record is from the annotation of a GenBank genome assembly.